Solea senegalensis (Senegalese sole) is the source of this 4914-nucleotide messenger RNA. Its product is annotated as metabotropic glutamate receptor 5-like. The record is from RefSeq and is a predicted model, not a curated record. Gene Ontology annotation, cellular component: postsynaptic density membrane. Gene Ontology annotation, biological process: G protein-coupled glutamate receptor signaling pathway; trans-synaptic signaling by endocannabinoid, modulating synaptic transmission; regulation of synaptic transmission, glutamatergic. Bases 235 to 3984 code for a protein of 1249 amino acids. NCBI's taxonomy places the organism in Eukaryota, Metazoa, Chordata, Actinopteri, Pleuronectiformes, Soleidae. Gene Ontology annotation, molecular function: adenylate cyclase inhibiting G protein-coupled glutamate receptor activity; G protein-coupled receptor activity involved in regulation of postsynaptic membrane potential. The transcript is spliced from 17 exons.
CACUGCCGCACCCUGCUCAGCGAUUGUAACGAUGGUGCCACCUUGAAAUCUGAGAGAAGGAAAGACGAGUAAGAAGAAAGGAAGAUAAUAAUCAUCAUCAUUUUCUAAACCUCCUCUGUGCCAUAAGCACCUGCCAUGGAGAGGAGCAGUGUAUCUUGGACAAGUAAUAACCUGUGACGGCUCAACUUAAGAAACUUGAGAUCUGCUUCUCCUUCGUUAUCUUCUCCAACCAAGAUGAUGCUUUGGCUGCUGCUAGCUCUGGCCACUUGGGUGGGACCUCGUCAAGCUGACACCGCCCACUCCAAUGAACGGCGAGUUGUAGCACACAUACCUGGUGACAUCAUCAUUGGAGCCUUGUUCUCUGUCCAUCAUCAGCCUCCUGCUGACAAGGUACAUGAGCGGAAGUGUGGUGCAGUGCGAGAGCAGUAUGGCAUCCAGAGGGUGGAGGCUAUGAUGCACACACUUGACCGCAUUAACAAUGACCCAUACAUCCUUCCCAACAUAAGCCUGGGCUGCGAGAUCCGAGACUCUUGUUGGCACUCAGCUGUGGCUCUGGAGCAGAGCAUUGAGUUCAUACGGGAUUCACUGGUCUCCUCUGAUGAGGCUGAGGAGUGGGGUGGAGGAGUUUCUUGGGGAGGAGGAGGAGGAGGAGGAGGUGGAGGAGCAACAACAACAAUGAAGUGUGCAGACCCCUCUGCCACUCCAAUGCGUGGAAAGAAACCUAUUGUGGGUUUGAUUGGACCUGGGUCAAGCUCAGUGGCCAUCCAGGUCCAGAACCUUCUACAACUCUUCAACAUACCACAGAUUGCCUAUUCUGCUACCAGUAUGGACCUCAGUGAUAAGAGCCUGUAUAAGUACUUUAUGCGGGUAGUGCCUUCAGAUGCCCAGCAGGCAAGAGCUAUGGUGGACAUUGUCAAGAGAUACAACUGGAGCUAUGUGUCUGCUAUACACACUGAAGGCAACUAUGGUGAAAGUGGAAUGGAAGCUUUCAAGGACAUGGCAGCCAAAGAGGGCAUUUGUAUUGCCCAUUCAGGCAAAAUCUGGAGCAAUGCUGGAGAGCACAGCUUUGACCGGCUGCUGGAGAGACUGAGGGCCCACCUGCCCAAGGCCAGAGUGGUGGCAUGUUUCUGUGAAGGCAUGACUGUCCGCAACAUCCUCAUGGCCAUGAGACGCCAGGGACUGGUUGGAGAGUUCCUGCUCAUUGGCAGUGAUGGAUGGGCAGACAGGUAUGAUGUGACAGACGGUUAUGUUCGGGAAGCAGCUGGAGGUAUAACCAUCAAGCUCCAGUCAGCUGAUGUGAAAUGGUUUGACGAGUACUACCUUAAACUUCGUCCAGAAAACAACAUCAGGAACCCCUGGUUUCCAGAGUUCUGGCAGCAUCGCUUUCACUGUCGACUUAAAGGCCACCCACAGGAGAACAGCAAGUUCAACCGCACCUGUAGCAAGCGGGAGUCACUCCGGCAGCAGUAUGCACAGGACACCAAGAUGGGCUUUGUCAUUAAUGCCAUCUACUCAAUGGCAUAUGGCCUGCAUAAUAUGCAGCGGGCACUCUGCCCAGGCUAUCAGGGCCUCUGUGAUGCCAUGCGGCCUAUAGAUGGUGCUACGCUGCUGGACUUCCUGAUGAAAACUAACUUCACAGGCGUGUCAGGGGAGGGAAUCCUAUUUGAUGAGAAUGGAGACUCACCUGGCAGGUAUGAAAUAAUGAACUUUAAGAAGAUGGGGAAGGACUACUAUGACUACAUUAACGUUGGCAGUUGGGACAACAGAGGCUUGAAGAUAGAUGAUGACGAAAUCUGGCCCAACAAAGAUACGACGAUCAAGUCAGUCUGCAGUGAACCCUGUGACAAAGGACAGAUUAAGGUGAUCCGUAAAGGGGAGGUGAGCUGCUGCUGGACGUGCACUCCCUGUAAAGAAAAUGAGUUUGUGUUUGAUGAGUACACCUGUCGAGCCUGUGAGCUGGGCUCCUGGCCUACUGAUGACCUCACAGGCUGUGACCCAAUCCCAGUUGAAUACCUGCGGUGGGGCGACCCUGAACCCAUUGCCGCUGUGGUCUUCGCCUGCCUCGGUCUCAUGGCCACAUUCUUUGUCACUGCCGUCUUCAUCAGGUUUCGGGACACCCCAGUGGUGAAGUCAUCGAGCAGAGAGCUGUGCUACAUCAUACUGGCAGGGAUCUGUUUGGGUUACCUGUGUACCUUCACCCUCAUAGCUAAACCGCACGUCAUCCACUGUUACCUCCAACGACUGGGAAUAGGCCUAUCACCCGCCAUGAGCUACUCUGCGCUCGUUACUAAGACAAACCGCAUUGCUCGGAUCCUGGCAGGCAGCAAGAAGAAAAUCUGUACAAAGAAACCUCGCUUUAUGUCUGCCUGUGCUCAGCUCAUCAUUGCCUUCCUCCUCAUUCUGCUGCAGCUGGGCAUCAUCGUCGCCCUCUUCCUCAUGGAGCCACCUCGUGUGAUCCAUGACUACCCCAGCAUCCGCCAGGUCAACCUCAUUUGCAACACCACUAACCUGGGUGUAGUGGCUCCACUGGGGUACAAUGGCCUUCUGAUCCUCAGCUGCACCUUCUAUGCCUUUAAGACCCGCAACGUCCCGGCUAAUUUCAAUGAAGCAAAGUACAUUGCCUUCACUAUGUACACCACCUGUAUCAUCUGGCUGGCCUUUGUACCCAUCUACUUUGGAUCCAACUACAAAAUCAUCACCAUGUGCUUCAGUGUCAGCCUCAGUGCCACUGUGGCUCUGUGCUGUAUGUUCGUACCCAAGGUGUACAUCAUUUUAGCCAAACCAGAGCGGAACGUGCGUAGUGCCUUUACCACUAGCACAGUGGUGCGCAUGCACGUGGGUGACGGCAAAUCCUCCUCAGCAGCCAGCCGUUCUUCGAGUCUGGUUAACCUGUGGAAACGUAGAGGCUCUACUGGAGAGACGCUCAGCUCCAACGGUAAAUCUGUAUCUUGGGCACAGACGGAGCGGAGCAGUUCACGUGGCAACCACCUGUGGCAGCGGCUGUCCUUCCACAUCAAGAGAAAGGAGAAUAAUCAGACUGCCGUCAUCAAGCCCUUCUCCAAAACCUCUGAGGAGCGUUACUGUGGUGGGGGUGACUUGCCCCCUCAUGUUCCUCUGCCCUCCCUCCCAUCCAUGUCCUCCCUGCCCACUCAUCCCGACGCUGGCGCAGACAAGACUCUGUACGACCUCUCUGAAGCAGAGGAGCGCUACUCCCUCACAUAUCGGCCGCAGACACCUUCGCCAAUCAGCACGGUCAGCCAGAGGCUAGGGGCGGGAUUAGGGGAGGAACCUCACAUGUCUGGCAUUCCCACGUACACAAGCAGCAUUUGUAGCGGCGGCAGCGGCAGCAGUUGUGGUCGUGCCAGCAGUGGAUCUGUCGUCACUGGGAGUGACGGUCGUCUGGUGAUUGUGGACGAUUACACAGUGCGGCCCCAGAGUUCACUGAUGGAUCAGAUCAGCUGUGUAGUGAAUCGUUUCACAGCCAACAUCACCGAGCUCAACAGCAUGAUGCUGUCACCCUCACCAACUCACUCACACUCAAACAAACACACACCUCCUUCUCCUCAGCCCACCGACCCGUAUCUGCUACCCCGCGAGCUCCAGAUGGCCCCAACCCUUACCACAUUCGCCGAUGUCCAGCCCCUCCCAUCCGGUGGCUGCCUCGCACACCCCGUUCCUCCUUCACCUUACCCACUGCCACCUCCUCACUCCCAGGCCUCCCCCUCUCUCUCCCCCAUGCGAGGAGGCCUGGUCGGCUGCCUGAGCAACUCCCCUAUGAGAAGGGGAGAGUUGGACGAGGAGCUUAUUGCUUUGACUCCUCCGUCCCCCUUCCGUGACUCUCUGGCGUCCAGCAGUGGCUCACCUGUCUCAGAGACAGAUCUGUGUCUCCCCCCAGUCCCCUCCCAUCCUCCCCCCUCUCCUCCUUCGCCCAGGUUUAGCAGGCUCACACUCAGAAACUACAGCCAGAGUUCAUCCUCACUGUGAGGCAGAGACGACAAGUUAUGAAAACGCAUAAGUGAAGAGGAGCAUCAAAAAACAGCAGGUCUUACAGAGGAGAGAGAGGACAGAUGGAUUGAAAUCCAUUAGUCCCUACAUGCAGUAAAAAACCUGAAGUAGAGGAGUCAUGGAGCACUGGUUGGUGAUUGAACCAAGCUGUGUUUGUGUUUACAUGUUCGCAGUGAGAUGUAAGUGUAAGAGGCUUUGUCAUGUUGUGUUUUCUUAGCACUGUCUCUCACACGUCAGGCCAGGAGAACUGCAAAAACAGCCCCUACAACUUUGCAGUGGAUCGGUGUCUGUAAAGCCACAAAUCAUUCUCGUAGGCUAUGGAUCGUUGAGGUUUGGCUCGUGGCCUUAAGGUAACAUGGCUAUCCACUAAUUAGAGACUGUGAAUAUGUGUGUGUUUGAUUGUGUGCGUGCGUGCGUGCGUGUGUGUGCGUCAGUUUGUACUGUUACUCAGUUUAAUGGCUACAUGACUUGAGAUAAUAAGGUGAGGAGCCUAUCAUCCAUAUGGAGGCUAUCAUGGACACAUAUAUAUCUACACACACUCACACAAAUAGAAAUAUUAGGGAACAACGUUGUAAAUACUGAGAGGUUGUGGAUUUUUGUAAAUGAUGAAAUCCAACAUGCUUCUGACUAAAGUGCAUUGUGUUAACAUACCAGACUGUAUGUUAUUCUGAAGAACUGUCUCACAAAAGCAUCUUCUGACUCAUUCACUUCCCCAGUCUGUUCCCUCUACUUAGCUUUCUUUUCCUCAAUCCCCCUUUCCCCCUCGCUGUUGUCUCCUUUUUUUUUCUGCCAGUAUUUCAGUAUUUUCUACUCUCCCGGUGUGUUUUUCUUCAGAAGUUUGAAUGUAUAUUUUCUACAUAAUUCCUGAAGCGGUCGGGACCAAACUUUUUUGUACCUCUCAGCCUGUGU